AUGGCUGAGCCCGGUCCCGGGGCGUCCUCCUCCACGCAGCCUGAGUCUCCGCACCAGUCCUCCGUUACCUCUACUCCCUUGCAUCGGGCAACGCACAUUCACUUCCCAGUAGACCCCCUCACCGUAGGAAACGAGAAUGGUCACCACUCACUUGGGUUGGGGCCUCCUCCUUUGCUCCGUGGUAAGUCCGGCAUUCAUAGUGGUCCCCUGCUUCCCCAGCAAGACGAGAAACGACGGCGGGUCAAGUCGGUCGACGCGUCUGCAGUCGAAAUGUACACCACUAGGGAAUCCGCGCCCUCACGCAGAACCACGAAUUACUCUCGAAGAUUGGACCAGCGGGAUGCUACUGUGCGGGCAGCUUCAAACGUUCUUACCGAGACCUUUUCCGAUGAGUACGACCUAUACCCAGGAGUGUUGGAGGACGUGCAACGUGCCUUGAAGCUGAAGGCUCGACGUGAAGCCCGUUUGAGGACACAGUCCAGCCCUUUACGCGUGGAAUCGCAUCCCCCCUCCGACGACAUAUCCCUCUCCUCCAGCCCGUCUGUAGCGGUCCCCGUCAACCUCACCUCUCCAUUGGUACGCCCCGUGCGGCUCUCUGGUGAUUCAGAGAUCGACUUCAGUCCCUCCAUCGGCGUUGUGCCAUUCCGCGCCAUUCCUUCUUCAUCUGACGGCGGAGCCACGUUGGACUGGAGCUCAUCUCCUCUCGAAGACGCUCGAGAUCGUCGUUGGUCACUUUCCAGAAGCAAACGCAAGUCCAAGGACCAAGCCUCUUUCAAUGGCGCUUUCGGUCGCGAGCAGGAGGCACAUCACGCGAGCAAGCUGAAGGAAAUUCGUUCUGGUGUCAGUCCCUUGACUCUGAGGAAAGCGGAGAUGAUCAAAGAUCAGCUGCGACGGAAAUAUGAAGUCCUCUUCUCCAAGAGUAAAUCACCCUCCCCUACUUUAUUGGAGGUCAGGCGAUGGUAUCAUAAUCAAGGCGAAGAACUUCGAUCCACACUUGAUCAGGCGGAGCCUUUGACGUGGAUGAAGCAUCUUUGGGACAGCCAAGAAUCUUCAAGGCCAAAGCUCUCGUCUUGGAGUCCUACGGCUCUUGUCUUUGAAGAGUACGCGAGUGCUCACUCCGCAAGACCUACGAUGGACACCAUCCCUGAGAACGACGUGGUCCUUCCAUCGUCACCCUAUACGACAUCAUUCUCUGAUGCUCGAUCACCUACCAGUAGCUCCUACUCGUGGGCUACUCCCCGUCAUUCGUUGGAAGCUGCAAUCUCCCUUGCCCGGACCUCCUAUGACGCGCAAGUAUCAUUCGAACCGUUGGUUGAAUCUGGAAGAGAUUCCCUUGGCCCAGAUUCACGCCGAAGCAGUGACAACUACAAAGCUUGGCCUGUCAACGGAGGCGACUCGGCACAGAGUUCGCUCUAUAGCGUAGUCUCGAAAGGAGCCUCUCCUAACAGCAGUCGCAAACGGUUACGGGAGCUCAGGAAACGACUCGCACUUCGGCCCAGCGACGAAGCUCUGUCAUCUGCAAGGAACUCCUUGUCUGAGAACAGCGGACACAGCGCGUCAGAGGAAGGAGGAAAUCCUAUGCGCAAACUCACAUCCCUUCAACCUCCUCGUAGCCGACCCACCAGCCUCCAUAUGCACUCUCCAAACCCGUCGGCGGUACAGGCAGCCUCCGAUGCCCCGACUUCUAGCGAGCAUUCUGACAUACCCGCAACGGCUACUCAGAGCAGCACUCGCUUCCCUGGUGUUACUGAUGCAAGCCUGACUCCAAGGCCCGAAUCUGCGUCCAAAGAGGGCGCGCACUCCACUUUCCUACGUCGCAAGUUCAGGAGAUCUCUACCAUCUGCCAAUGGCGUGUUCGCUCAACAACAGCAGAAGCGUCGACGAUCUGCGAAUGAGGAGAAGGAGAGGGAGGAAUAUGAGGUCAAGGCCCAACUUUUGGAGGAUACCCUCUCCCAAAAUUACCGCGUACGACAUCUUCUUCAACGAGUCUGUGGAAGUAUCCGCGACUACGACUCCUUGCAGGCCGGCCUAUCGACUCUUCUUGGAAUACAGUAUUCAAGGAUACCCUCAGAGGUACUAGAUGCCCUCUUGCACGACCCAGCCGCAAUCACUGGAGGCACUCGCAGUUCGAAGAGUUGGGUUGCCGUGGAGGACAUUCACGCUCGAAUACAACGGCAAAGAGAAACCCUGCACGACUUCAUCCACCUGGGGAUUGGCGAAGUGGACGGUGUCGCUCCACCAUGCAAAGUCUUCGAUGAGCCGGUAUCGAAGCUUUUGGGCGCGUUGGAAACUCUGUCUUCUCAACGCGAGGCCUUAGCCCAUCACGCUGAAGACGUGGCAACCGUUCUCAAGAGAGUAAAGGCCGUCCAGGCCGAAGUCAAACGCGAGUAUAAUGACGCACUUUCACAUACGUCGCUGGUCUAUCCCGAGUUGUCACAAAUCGCAGCCUUGGAAGAGAACUAUCGAAACCACUAUCAGCAGUUUUGGGACAUCGGCCUGGACGCGCUUACCUUCUUCCUGGACACUAUGGCCCCCUUCUGGCGGAAUUAUGGAAAGAUUAUUGGUGAAGAUGUUCAGGACUUUCUUAUCGUUCCUUGGUACCGCAACGAAUUCACCGGUGAACCGAAGCGCUAUCUCAUCACGCAGCUACCCCAGCGUUCGUUUCGUCACUGGGGAGCCUUGCUCGCUCUGUCUUUCUCAUGGACAACUGGUACGAUUCUGCAAGCCCGUGGCGCUGUCUACUUCAGUUCUCAAAUUCACCUUCCUUGGAUUGACCAUAGCGGACUGUGGUCUCUCGUCUUUCCCGUUUACAUUACACUCCUUGCGAUCCAGUGGUGCGCAGUUGUCCUGGAAGUCGCCGUCAUUUUUGCCCAGUUGGGUAUAAUCGUCUGGUGGCUUGGCUGGUCUGUCAAUCUAUUCACGUAG
Epithele typhae is the source of this 2925-nucleotide messenger RNA. RefSeq lists its product as uncharacterized. The transcript is spliced from 5 exons. The coding region runs from base 1 to 2925 and encodes 974 amino acids. The record is from RefSeq and is a predicted model, not a curated record. NCBI's taxonomy places the organism in Eukaryota, Fungi, Basidiomycota, Agaricomycetes, Polyporales, Epitheliaceae.